AUGGCUUGGGAUAUUUCUCCCCUUCGGCAAUUUGUAUUGCCUCCUGUUGUGGAUGACCAAGCCAUGCGCCAUCACUCAGGUCAUGGCAGUCGACCAAGCCUUAGUGACGAAUCUCCUAGGGGAGCUCCCAACUGCCUGGCUGCCAAUGGACUAGGAGCUGCCUGUUUGGCUAUUGGAACCGACCAAGGGGCCGUAUGGCUCGUCGAUAGAUAUUCUGUGUCUCCAAUUCACUUUCCUGACAAUCAACAACUACAGGUAUGCGAUUUUGUACUUGCAUUUAACUAA
This is a messenger RNA of Protopolystoma xenopodis, 285 nucleotides long. The record is from the annotation of a GenBank genome assembly. NCBI's taxonomy places the organism in Eukaryota, Metazoa, Platyhelminthes, Monogenea, Polystomatidea, Polystomatidae.